Molecule: messenger RNA, 3996 nt
Organism: Gasterosteus aculeatus aculeatus (three-spined stickleback)
Lineage: Eukaryota; Metazoa; Chordata; Actinopteri; Perciformes; Gasterosteidae
Gene: gldc
Product: glycine dehydrogenase (decarboxylating)
Biological process (GO): glycine decarboxylation via glycine cleavage system
Cellular component (GO): mitochondrion; glycine cleavage complex
Molecular function (GO): glycine binding; pyridoxal phosphate binding; lyase activity
Source: RefSeq, a predicted model, not a curated record
AGUCUCAGCGGAAGGGAACCCUUUGCUGUGCGAGGGGAGGAAACAAAACAAAGCCGAAAAAACAACAAGAAGAAGAAGAAGAGGAGGAGGAGGAAGAAGAAGAAGAAGCAGCCUUCUCUAGUUUUCCGCGCACUUGUCUCGCAAAGUGAUUUAAGAAGAUGCAGAGCUGCGCCAAAUCGUGGGGGAUUUUCCUGGCCAAGUCGGUGAAUCCCGGCGCACCGUGCAGGCGUCUGAGUGACAAGAGCCGCGUGGUUCCCAAACUUCAGUGGAGGAUCCGGCGCAGCGGCGCAUCCUCGCCCGCCGCCGCCCGGGGUCUGAGGACCUCCGCGGCGGUCUCCUCCAGGCAGAUCGAGAGGAUCUUACCCAGGCACGAUGACUUCGCAGAGCGGCACAUCGGUCCAGGUGAGCGGGAGAAGAGAGACAUGCUGGAUGCUCUGGGAGUCGAGUCGCUGGAGCAGUUGAUCGAAGACACAGUUCCGUCCUCCAUCCGGAUGCAGCGCGGUAUGAAAAUGGAUGACCCGAUCUGUGAGAAUGAGAUUCUGGAAACUCUAAAGGAGAUUGCGUCAAAAAACAAAGUAUGGAGGUCCUACAUCGGCAUGGGCUACUACAACUGCUUGGUGCCGCCGCCCAUCCAACGCAACCUCCUGGAGAACUCCGGCUGGGUGACUCAAUACACCCCCUACCAGCCCGAGGUCUCUCAAGGUCGCCUGGAGUCGCUCCUUAAUUACCAGACCAUGAUCUGUGACCUCACUGGCAUGCCUAUGGCCAACGCCUCCCUGCUGGACGAGGGAACGGCUGCCGCCGAGGCCAUGCAGCUCUGCCACAGGCAGAACAAAAAACGAACCUUCUACGUCGACCCGCGCUGCCAUCCCCAGACAAUUGCCGUGGUGCGCACCAGAGCCAACUACAUCGGUGUGAAGACGGAGCUGAAGCUUCCUCAUGAGAUGGACUUCAGCGGGAAAGACGUGAGCGGCGUGCUCUUCCAGUACCCAGACACUGACGGCCGGGUGGAGGACUUCACGGCCCUGGUGGACCGAGCCCACAAGGGAGGGGCGCUGGCUUGCUGUGCCACAGACCUGUUGGCCCUCUGCGUGCUGCGCCCCCCCGGGGAGUUUGGCGUCGAUAUCGCACUGGGCAGCUCCCAGAGGUUUGGGGUCCCGCUCUGCUACGGGGGCCCCCACGCCGCCUUCUUCGCUGUAAAAGAGAACCUGAUCCGCAUGAUGCCCGGCAGAAUGGUUGGAGUCACAAGGGAUGCAGCCGGUAAGGAGGUUUAUCGGCUCGCUUUGCAGACCAGAGAGCAGCACAUUCGCAGGGACAAAGCUACCAGCAACAUCUGCACUGCGCAGGCACUGCUGGCCAACAUGGCUGCCAUGUUUGCACUAUAUCACGGCCCUCAGGGACUCAAACACAUCGCUGAGAGGACACACAAUGCUGCCCUCAUCCUUGCCGAAGGUCUAAAAAGAGCAGGACACCGUCUGCACAGUGACAUGUUCUUCGAUACUCUGAAGAUCAACUGCAGCGUGGCCGCCAAAGACAUCGUGGAAAGAGCCGAGCAGAGGCAGAUCAACCUGAGGGUUUACACCGAGGGAGUGUUGGGUGUCUCUCUGGAUGAGAUGGUGACCGAGAGGGACCUGGAUGACCUGCUCUGGGUCUUUGGUUGUGAAUCUUCAGCAGAGUUGAUCGCUGAGAAGAUGGGUGAGCGAGUAAAGGGGAUCAUGGGAAGUCCUUUCAAGAGGACGAGCAAGUACCUGACGCACCAGGUCUUCAACAGUCAUCACUCCGAGACCAACAUUGUGCGAUACAUGAAGCGCCUGGAGAACAAAGACAUUUCCCUGGUGCACAGCAUGAUACCGCUGGGCUCCUGCACCAUGAAGCUAAACAGCUCUUCAGAGCUCAUGCCAAUCACCUGGAGCGAGUUUGCCAACAUCCACCCCUUCGUGCCUCUGGAUCAGGCUGAUGGCUACCAGAUUCUCUUUAAACAGCUGGAGAAGGACCUCUGUGAGGUGACGGGCUAUGACCGUAUCUCCUUCCAGCCCAACAGUGGUGCUCAGGGAGAAUACGCCGGCCUGGCUGCCAUAAAGGCCUACCUCAACUCAAAGGGCGAGAGCGCAAGGACUGUUUGUCUGAUCCCCAAGUCGGCCCACGGCACCAACCCGGCCAGCGCGCAGAUGGCCGGCAUGAAGGUCCAGGUGGUGGAGGUGGACAAGGACGGCAACAUCGACCUGGCACACCUCACGGCGCUGGUGGAUAAACACAAAGCCAAUCUGGCAGCCAUGAUGGUCACAUACCCUUCCACCUUCGGUGUGUUUGAGGAGAAGAUCCGAGACGUAUGUGAGCUCAUUCACAAGAACGGAGGCCAGGUGUACCUGGAUGGCGCCAACAUGAACGCCCAGGUUGGUCUGUGUCGUCCUGGAGAUUACGGCUCUGACGUGUCUCAUCUCAACCUGCACAAAACCUUCUGUAUUCCUCAUGGGGGAGGAGGACCCGGCAUGGGGCCCAUCGGAGUGAAGGCCCACCUCGCCCCCUUCCUGCCGAGCCACCCUGUGGUUCCCAUGUACUCGGUCAACGCCAGCAGCUCGCUGGGCACCAUCAGCGCCGCCCCCUGGGGCUCCAGCGCCAUCCUGCCCAUCUCCUGGGCCUACAUCAAGAUGAUGGGAUCCAAAGGACUUGCGCACGCCACAGAGGUGGCCAUCCUCAAUGCCAACUACAUGGCCAAGAGGCUGGAAGGUCACUACAAGGUCCUCUACAGAGGCAGGAAAGGAUUUGUAGCCCACGAGUUCAUUCUGGAUGUGAGGCCCUUCAAAAAGACUGCGAAUAUUGAGGCUGUCGACGUGGCCAAGAGGCUGCAAGAUUAUGGUUUCCAUGCGCCCACCAUGUCGUGGCCGGUGGCCGGCACCCUCAUGAUCGAACCCACCGAGUCCGAGGACAAGGCCGAGAUGGACCGGUACUGCGACGCCCUGCUCGGUAUCCGACAGGAGAUCGCGGACAUCGAGGAGGGGAGGAUGGACUCCCGCGUCAACCCGCUCAAGAUGGCCCCUCACUCUCUGGCCUGCAUCGCGUCGUCCACCUGGGACCGGCCGUACUCCAGGGAGCUCGCCGCGUUCCCCUUGCCCUUCAUUCGGCCCGAGACCAAAUUCUGGCCGAGCAUCUCCAGGAUCGACGACAUCUACGGCGACCAGCACCUCGUGUGCACCUGCCCGCCGAUGGAGGCCUACGAGUCUCCGUACGAGGAGAAAAGGGCCUCCUCGUAAACAACUUGUGUGCCCCCCCCCCCCCCCCCGAGCUCUAACCUGCCACGGACUCUACUGGUUUGCUCAGUGAGAACAGGAGGGGUAAACGCUGAAUAAUUGGCCUGUUAUUAUUGCUGUCGUCGGAUGUUUGAUCUAAUUAGGUUAAAAAAAUGAAUCAAGACUCAACGGGGUGAAAAACAAGAUUCUUUUUUGCCUCUUGUUUUCUUCCAGCUCUGAUUUUAGACUUGCUGUACGUCCCCCUCUGUUAACAAUAAAGUUGUAGUUAGUUUCUCUCAGGCAGUUGACGUCAAUGUGUAAAAGGUCUGCGAGAGCUCUGAAGCACUCGACUAUUCCACGAGAUGACGCAUCUCAAGUGUCAAAGUCAGAGGCGGGCGAUGGGACUCGAACUGUUCAAAUGGACCAAAGGUGCAGUUUUUGAUUUUCUGGUUUGCAAAACAAGUGCACCCUUCUACACAUAGGCCUCUAUGUAAAAUGACUCAAAUACUGUUUUUUGUUUCUUUCCUGACCAUGUAUAAAAAUGCCCAUGGUGCCUCGAUCGUGUUGUGUAAAAUAGCUGCCUCGACAUUCCCUUCUUUAAAAUAGACUGACAAUAUAGUGGUUUUUAAUUGUAGGCUUUUGUUGAUAUUCAUUGUGUAAAAAAAAAAAAAGUCAACUUUACCUUUUCUAAACUGUUGUGAGAAAAAAAAAAUUGUAUUAAACAUUUGUCUUUCACGUACACGUUUGAUGCACUAAAGGAAAACUGCGA